UAGUGUGAUAGAGGGCGCAGUGGUGGUGACGUGCUGGCAGCCGGCUCUCGAUUAAUCAACCCAACCUAAAAAUGGCGUCUGACGGUGAUGAGAUCAUAACUGAUCAAGAAAAAGUGCGAAUAGCGUCCGAUUUUAUUCUUCAUUCGCCUCCAGGGGAAUUUAACGAAGUGUUUAACGAUGUGCGGAAGCUCUUGAAUAACGACGAUCUGCUCAAGGAAGGUGCCAGUGGGGCGUUUGCCCAGUAUAACAAGGAUCAACUCACUCCGGUGAAAAUCGAAAAUGCCGAACAUUUGGUGCUAAUCACAGAAUACAACGACUUAGGAAAUAACAGGUUUUUCGAUCCAAGGAGUAAGCAGAGUUUCAAGUACGACCAUUUGAGGAAAGAGGCCUCCGACUAUCAGCCCUACACGCCAGACCCGCAAGCGGAGCCCUGGAGGGCUGCCCUAGAUAACGAGUUCAUGCACUACACCAAGAACCACUACAAGGACGGCGUUUGCACUGUAGUAGGUCGUAGCCAACCUGGCAGUAGCAUAACCUUGACUGCCUGUAUUGAAGACCACCAAUUCCAGCCAAAAAAUUUCUGGAACGGUAGAUGGCGAUCCCAAUGGUCUGUGACCCUUAACAAUCCAACUGCAGAAAUUCGAGGUAUCCUCAAGGUGCAAGUGCACUAUUACGAGGAAGGCAAUGUCCAACUUGUCAGUUCAAAGGAAAUCCGCGAAACGGUUCCGGUGUCAAACGAAGUGCAAACAGCCAAAGAAAUUGUGCAACUGAUUGAAGACGCCGAAAAUCUAUACCAAACUGCAAUUUCGGACAACUACCAGACAAUGUCUGACACCACGUUCAAGGCACUGAGACGUUUGUUGCCAGUAACACGCACAAAAAUUGAGUGGAACAAGAUUGUGUCAUAUAGUAUUGGAAAAGAACUGAAGACGCAGUGAUGACUGAGCUAAGUGAAAUGUUAUUGCAGUUAUUGCAGUGGUUUGUACAUACGGCUAAAUUUUGUUAAGUUUUAACCAUCGGGGAUAGCCAAAUUUAGUCCAAUUGCAUUUUACUUGGUAGACCAGUAUUAUUUAUUUACAUCCUAUUUUUUAAACUGCAGGUUUUUUAUUAGAGUUUAUCUAUCCCUGUUACGGAAUGUGCAAUAAUGCUCAGCACAGGAACUUCGGCUUCGUCAUGUAAUUAUUUUAUACUUAUAUCAAACUGUACAAUAAUACCCAUUUCCUAUCAACUUACUUUGUCAUUUUAUUUGUUACUUUUGUAUGUUGUAACCUAGAACUUAUACCAGUGUGAUGAAUAGAAUUGGUUAAGUCACUAUUGCUGCCCGCAAAUUGGAAAUAAUUUAUAUCUUGUUACAGUCGACAUUGUAUGGGUUAUUUUUAAAUAAAAAUUAUUGGAACUACUUUUCGAA
Molecule: messenger RNA, 1408 nt
Organism: Tribolium castaneum (red flour beetle)
Lineage: Eukaryota; Metazoa; Arthropoda; Insecta; Coleoptera; Tenebrionidae
Gene: cpa
Product: capping protein alpha
Exons: 2
Coding region: 72-938 (288 amino acids)
Biological process (GO): actin cytoskeleton organization; barbed-end actin filament capping
Cellular component (GO): F-actin capping protein complex; actin cortical patch
Molecular function (GO): actin filament binding
Source: RefSeq, a predicted model, not a curated record